AUGGCGUUGACAUACAAGGAGGCCCAGCUGGUCAAGGGGACCAUACCGUUCCUUAAAGAGCACGGUGAAUCCAUCUCGGACAUCGUCUACAGCACCCUCGUCAAAAGGCAUCCCGAGCUCAACAACACCCUAAACGUGAUCCACCUCAAGGACGGACGCCUGGCGCGGGCGCUGACCGUCGUCAUCCUACGAUUCGCAACCAGCGUCAACAACAUCUCAGAGCUGAUCCCCAAGCUUGAGCGGGUCUGCAACAAACACUGCACACUUGGCAUAAAACCUGAGCACUAUGAGAUCCUCGGUGGCCUCCUCAUCGAAACCUUCGAGGAUGUCAUGGGCCCGGCCCUGACGCCAGACACCAAGGCCGCUUGGUUGAAGGCCUACAAGAUCCUCUCAAAUAUGAUGAUUGGCAGAGAAAAGAUCAUCUACAAGGACUUUGAAAGAUACAAGUGGGGAUCAUGGCGCAAGUUCAAGCUGGACCGAAAAGUCUGCGAGUCCGAUGACCUGUUCAGCUUCUACCUGGUGCCAAAGGACGGCAUGCAGCUCCCCAAGUUCCUACCAGGACAGUACAUCAGCAUCCGGCUGUUUGUGCCCGAGAUCGGUUACUACCAGACGAGGCAAUACUCCAUGUCAGACUCACCACGAGGCGGCGACUAUUACCGGAUCACAGUCAAGCGGGCGAAGGCGCACACAGCUUACCAUGACGAGGGCAUGCUCUCCAACAUCCUCAUCGACCGCGUCAAGACUGGCGACGACAUCGAGUGCAGCCAUCCGUCGGGAGACUUCUUCCUCGACACGACAGUGCCCAGCAGCGUCCCCAUCGUGCUGAUCUCGGCGGGGGGCGGCGUCGGCCCCCUUGUCUCGAUCCUCAACGCCGUCACUGAGGAGCAGCCCACGCGCCACAUAUCCUGGAUACAUGGCUGCCGCGAGGAUGUGCCCUUCAAUACGCGCUUGACGGUGCUCAAACGCCGCUGCCUCAACUUGAACACAACCAUCUUCAAGACGGUCCUCACGCGAGGCGACAUCCAGGGCGUUACCUAUGACUACAACAGCCGCAUCGACCUGCCCAAGUGUUCACCCUCACUCCUGCACCUGGGCCACGGCGGCGCUGAGUACUACAUUUGCGGGCCCGAGGCAUUCAUGAAGACGAUGAUGCAGCAGCUGAUCGACCUGGGCGUCGACAGCAAGCGCGUCAAGUGCGAGCUGUACAGCGUCGGCGAGAUGAAGCUCGACUCGGUGUGUGGAUACGCGACGCCCAGCAACGGGACGCCUCUAUCGUCGCCGACGAGUCUCGGUUAG
Molecule: messenger RNA, 1296 nt
Organism: Diaporthe amygdali
Lineage: Eukaryota; Fungi; Ascomycota; Sordariomycetes; Diaporthales; Diaporthaceae
Product: globin-like protein
Exons: 1
Coding region: 1-1296 (431 amino acids)
Biological process (GO): cellular response to nitrosative stress; nitric oxide catabolic process
Cellular component (GO): intracellular anatomical structure
Molecular function (GO): heme binding; FAD binding; oxygen binding
Source: RefSeq, a predicted model, not a curated record